ACUCCCCACCCCCCUGACAGUCCGGACACUUUCCACCACUUCCAAGUCCGGUACCACUUUCCCCCCCUUUCCAGUCCGGACACCUUUCCCCACCUUUCCAGUCCGGACACUUUCACCCCUUUCCUGUGCGGACACUUUCCCCCCCUUCCAGUCCGGAACAACUCUCCCCCCCCUUCCUUGUCAGGAGACACUGUCACCCCCUUCCAGUCCGGACACUUUCCCCCCUUUCCAGUCCGGACACUUUCACCCCUUCCAGUCCGGGACACUUUCCCCCCUUACAUGUCCGGACACUUCCCCCCUUCC
This is a messenger RNA of Staurois parvus, 303 nucleotides long. NCBI's taxonomy places the organism in Eukaryota, Metazoa, Chordata, Amphibia, Anura, Ranidae. The record is from the annotation of a GenBank genome assembly.